Molecule: messenger RNA, 3718 nt
Organism: Hyaena hyaena (striped hyena)
Lineage: Eukaryota; Metazoa; Chordata; Mammalia; Carnivora; Hyaenidae
Gene: TUBGCP3
Product: tubulin gamma complex associated protein 3
Exons: 22
Coding region: 147-2870 (907 amino acids)
Biological process (GO): cytoplasmic microtubule organization; meiotic cell cycle; microtubule nucleation
Cellular component (GO): gamma-tubulin small complex; spindle pole; centrosome
Molecular function (GO): microtubule minus-end binding; gamma-tubulin binding
Source: RefSeq, a predicted model, not a curated record
GGUUCCGUUAAAAUGGCGGCCUUGUCGCCGGCGGUGCCCGAGAGGCUGUAGCGGGUCCGGGACGCCGGGAGCCUGCGCGGCGCGGGGCGCGGGGCAGGCGAGGGCCGGGGGCUCCGCAGGCCCCCCGCGGGCCGUCCCUGGCGAGGAUGGCGACCCCGGACCAGAAGUCGCCGAACGUCCUGCUGCAGAACCUGUGCUGCCGGAUCCUGGGCAGGAGCGAAGCCGACGUAGCCCAGCAGUUCCAGUAUGCCGUGCGGGUUAUCGGCAGCAACUUUGCUCCAACCGUUGAAAGAGAUGAAUUUCUCGUAGCCGAAAAAAUCAAGAAAGAACUUAUUCGGCAAAGAAGAGAAGCGGACGCUGCGUUGUUUUCAGAGCUCCACAGAAAGCUCCACUCACAGGGAGUUUUGAAGAAUAAAUGGUCAAUUCUCUACCUCUUGCUCAGCCUCAGUGAGGACCCGCGCAAGCAGCCGAACAAGGUUUUUGGCUACGCCGCGCUGUUCGCCCAGGCGCUACCGAGGGACGCGCACUCCACCCCCUACUACUACGCCCGGCCCCAGACGCUGCCCCUCAACUACCAGGACCGCAGCGGCCCGGCCGCGCAGAGCGCCGGCAGCGUGGCGAGCAGCGGCGUCAGCACCAUCAGCGCGUCCGCCCUGAGCGGCCCGGCCCCCACGCCGCCGUCCCUCCUGCCGGGACAGCCUCACCACACGCCUGGAGUCGGGGACUGUCUUCGGCAGCAGCUGGGGUCGCGUCUUGCGUGGACUUUAACUGCAAACCAGCCUUCUUCACAAGCCAGUACCUCAAAAGGUCUCCCAAACACUGUCUCUCGCAACGUGACGAGACCAAGGAGGGAAGGGGACGCAGGUGGUGCUGGGGAGGUUGCGGAGGCGGCCCUCGUGCGCGACAUCGUGUACGUCUUCCAGGGUAUAGACGGCAAGCACGUCAAGAUGGACAGCACGGAGAACCGCUACAAAGUGGAGGCGAAGGCAAACCUAAGUAAAUCUUUGAGGGAUACGACAGUCAGACUUGCUGAGUUGGGAUGGUUGCAUAAUAAAAUAAGAAAAUACACUGACCAGAGGAGUCUAGACCGUUCGUUUGGACUUGUGGGUCAGAGUUUCUGCGCGGCCUUGCACCAGGAGCUGAAGGAAUACUACCGGUUGCUCUCCGUCUUACAUUCCCAGCUACAGUUAGAGGAUGAUCAGGGAGUGAAUUUGGGCCUUGAGAGUAGCUUGACGCUCCGGCGCCUCCUGGUUUGGACGUACGACCCCAAGAUCAGACUGAAGACUCUGGCGGCCCUGGUGGACCACUGCCAAGGGAGGAAAGGAGGUGAGCUGGCUUCUGCUGUCCACGCGUACACGAAGACGGGGGACCCAUACGUGAGGUCGCUGGUGCAACACAUUCUCAGCCUAGUGUCGCACCCCGUGCUGAGCUUCCUGUACCGCUGGAUAUACGACGGGGAGCUCGAGGACGCCUACCACGAAUUUUUCGUAGCCUCGGAUCCAGCAGUCAAGACGGACCGGCUGUGGCAGGACAAGUACACGCUGCGGAAGUCGAUGAUCCCCUCCUUCAUUACCAUGGACCAGUCCCGGAAGGUCCUUUUGAUUGGAAAGUCAAUAAACUUCCUGCACCAGGUCUGUCACGACCAGACGCCCACCACAAAGAUGAUAGCUGUGACCAAGUCUGCCGACUCGCCCCAGGACGCUGCGGAUUUGUUCACAGAUCUGGAGAGUGCGUUUCGGGGGAAGAUUGAUGCCGCCUACUUGGAGACCAGCAAGUACCUGUUGGACGUUCUCAACAAAAAGUACAGCCUGCUGGACCACAUGCAGGCUGUGAGGCGCUACCUGCUGCUGGGCCAGGGCGACUUCAUCAGGCACCUGAUGGACUUGCUCAAACCAGAACUUGUCCGUCCAGCUACGACUUUGUAUCAACACAACUUGACUGGAAUUCUUGAAACGGCCGUCAGAGCAACCAACGCCCAGUUCGACAGCCCUGAGAUCCUCAAGAGACUGGACGUGAGGCUGCUGGAGGUCUCUCCAGGUGACACCGGGUGGGACGUUUUCAGCCUGGACUACCACGUGGAUGGGCCUAUUGCCACGGUGUUCACGCGGGAGUGCAUGAGCCAUUACCUGAGGGUGUUUAACUUCCUCUGGAGGGCGAAGCGGAUGGAGUACAUCCUCACGGACAUCCGCAAGAGCCACAUGUGCAACGCCAAGCUCCUGAGGAACAUGCCAGAGUUCUCCGGGGUGCUGCACCACUGCCACAUCCUGGCUUCCGAGAUGGUCCACUUCAUCCACCAGAUGCAGUAUUACAUCACGUUCGAGGUGCUUGAGUGCUCCUGGGAUGAGCUGUGGAACAAGGUGCAGCAGGCCCAGGACCUGGACCACAUCAUCGCGGCGCACGAGGUGUUCCUGGACACCAUCAUCUCCCGCUGCCUGCUGGACGCCGACUCCAGGGCACUUUUAAAUCAACUAAGAGCCGUGUUUGAUCAGAUCAUCGAACUUCAGAACACUCAAGAUGCGAUUUAUAGAGCGGCUCUGGAAGAGCUACAGAGGCGAUUGCAGUUCGAGGAGAAGAAGAAGCAGCACGAGAUCGAGGGCCGCUGGGGAAUGACGGCAGCGGAGGAGGAGGAAGAGAACAGGAGGGUCCAAGAGUUUCGGGAAUCGAUACCGAAGAUGUGCUCGCAGCUGCGGAUACUGACCCACUUCUACCAGGGCAUCGUGCAGCAGUUCCUGGUGCUGCUGACGACCAGCUCGGAUGAGAGUCUCCGGUUCCUGAGCUUCAGGUUGGACUUUAACGAGCACUACGAGGCCCGAGAGCCGAGGCUGCGCGUGUCCCUGGGCUCCCGAGGGCGGCGCGGCUCCCACGCGUGAGCCCUCCCCGGGCCGCCGAGCUGGGACCGCGGACGCGGCGUGCACGCUCCUGGUGGCGGCGUCUGUCGAAUCUAAGGCCUGGUUUUAUACGUGGAGUUGAAUAUAUUUGUAAUAUCACCGAGUUAAAUAGGCUGGUUUGCAAUAUUCAGAUUUAUUUUUUAAAGUCUUCAUAUUUAAGAGAUCCCACACUUCGUUGAGGCUUCGUAAGCUCUCCAUGAUAUAAUUUAUAUUUGUCACUUUUUCAGAAAUACCCGUUGCUUUUAGAGAAAAUUAGAACCAAUGGAUGUUCAUCAGUUAAGAUGGUAAUGUUGUUGCUAUUUUUUUAACCUCCUCCUCAGAGGCAGUUUCUGUUCUGUAAUCAAACUGUUGAAACAGAAUGUCCUUACUAAGAAAAUAUACAGAGCAUUUUAUUUUGGUUCAUAGUGUAUAAAAUGUUAACCUCUGUAAGAACCUUUACACGUUUAUUCUUCUUUCAAAGUUUACAUUUUUAUAUUUAAUUUACUCUUCGAGAUAACUUCUGAAAUAGUGUAGGACGUAGGGGUGAUCUGAGCCACCCUCAAGCCUAGACUUCCUCACCUGUCGGCCGAAGGGACGAUGUAAAUACGGAGACUAGGAACUGAAUGAACUAUUUUAUUUUCAAAUUCCGAUGAGCAUUGGAAAGAAACUGACUCGAAUAAUGAAGAUUUCUUUUUUCCUUCCUAUUUUUUCACUGUAAAUAUUUAUAUACUACUGAUCAGAUGUGGGGGGACUGUUUUUUGUAACAAUGUCAUAUCAAGUCACAUAAAUCUGCCUUUAUUAUGUUGCAUAAGUGAAACUUAGAGAAUUAAAAGCCCUCACCUUUCACUGUA